Molecule: messenger RNA, 3763 nt
Organism: Sebastes umbrosus (honeycomb rockfish)
Lineage: Eukaryota; Metazoa; Chordata; Actinopteri; Perciformes; Sebastidae
Product: delta-like protein 4
Exons: 11
Coding region: 391-2442 (683 amino acids)
Biological process (GO): Notch signaling pathway; establishment or maintenance of epithelial cell apical/basal polarity; multicellular organism development
Cellular component (GO): plasma membrane; protein-containing complex
Molecular function (GO): calcium ion binding
Source: RefSeq, a predicted model, not a curated record
UCCCUCACUGGGAGUCACUGUGCGCUGAUGCUCCUCCACAUGCUCGCAUCAGUGUCUGCAACACGAGCCUCGCAUCAUCAGCACAGCAAACUCAACAAACCACAUCUGACCGGCACGAUGGAUGGGCAACAUAAAGACCGCAGACAGACUCACUUGUGGAUAUUGACGUUACUGAUAUUUGUUUAAAGCACUGGAUAACAAGGUCUUUUCACCAACUUCUUCUUCUUCUGGAUACCGAUUGCGGAGCUGGAGCUGGAUCUUGUCCUACAGGCUUUUUUGGAGCAAGGAUUAUAUUUAUUCUGAUCACUUUAUUUGUCAUCACUUUGGAAUAGGAGCGCUUUUUUUUUGUUGGACUGAUUUUUCAAGGAUACGCACAUCAAACUCUAAAGGAUGGCCAGUUGGUUCACCUUUGUCAUCGCAAUAACAUUAUUUACUCAGGUUCUGGGAUCAGGUGUGUUCGAGAUAGAUCUCCAUCACUUUCAGAAUACUAAAGGUUUGCUGGCAAACGGACUUAGUUGCAGCAUGAGUGGCUGCAGGACUUAUUUCAGGGUUUGUUUGAAGAACUUCCAGACGGUGGUGUCUCCAGGAAACUGUAUAUUUGGCAAACUCACCACACCUGUUCUGGGCACCGACUCCUUCAGCAUCCAGCAGCAGGACAGCAGGCUGCGUCUGCCUCUCAACUUCACCUGGCCGGGUGCUUUCUCACUAGUUAUUGAAGCUCGGUAUUGUCCUGCAGCGGAUCUACCUGGAGAUACCACCAACCCUGAAUUCUUGAUUGGCUCUUUUGCCAUCCAUAGUGAAUUGGCAAUAGGUCGUGAGUGGUCUCAGGCUCCUCAAACGGAGCUCAGGUACUCAUACCGGUUCAUCUGCAAUGAACAUUACUACGGGGACACUUGUUCCAAGCUAUGCACACCGAGAGACGACCACUUUGGCCACUACACCUGCAAGCCUGACGGGCAAAUAGCCUGUCUGCCGGGAUGGAAGGGAGAAUACUGCCAAGAACCAAUCUGUCUGGAAGGAUGCAGCGAAAGGAAUGGAAACUGCACAUUACCUGGAGAGUGCAAAUGCCGAGAGGGCUGGCAGGGACUCUUUUGUGAUGUGUGUAAACUCCAUCCAUCCUGUAAACAUGGUACCUGUACAGAGCCGUGGCAGUGCACCUGCAAGGAGGGCUGGGGAGGCAUCUUUUGUGACCAAGAUCUGAACUACUGCACCCAUCACAAACCCUGUGCCAACGGGGCCACGUGUUUGAACACGGGUCAGGGCAGCUACACCUGCACCUGCAUGCCGGGCUUCAGCGGGGUUAACUGUGACCUGGAGGUCAGGGAGUGUGACAGCCAGCCCUGUCGCAACGGAGGCCACUGCCUGGACUCUGAGAACGGUUAUAGGUGCGUGUGCCCGCAGGGGUUUGAAGGGACGCACUGUGAACACAGGAUGCUGACCUGCGCAGAUACACCCUGCUUUCAUGGUGGCAAGUGCAGAGAGAGGGAUAAUGGAAACACGUACAUAUGCGAGUGUCCAGCAGGCUACACUGGACUCAACUGCGAGAAGAAAGUGGAUAAAUGCACCUCACUGCAAUGCACCAACGGUGGACAUUGUGUGACCCACGGUAACCUCCGACGGUGUAGCUGUCGCUCAGGCUUCACGGGUCUGCGCUGUGAGAUCAACAUCAACGAGUGUGCCAGGAACCCCUGCGCGAACGGCUCCACCUGCAUAGACCGCAUCAACGACUACACCUGCACAUGCCCCCCGGGGUACACAGGCCGCCACUGCGACAAGCCAACAGACCGCUGUGCCUCUCGGCCCUGCCUGAACGGUGGGACCUGCGCCGCCGGAGCCAAAGGCCAGCCCACCUGCACCUGCCCCGCACAUUACAGCGGCCCCCAGUGCCAGUCCAGCGACAUGCCUUCACCCAACACCCCCAGCCCCAACGUAGGCUUGGAGUCCGGUGACAAGCUGAGCUUGGCAGCCAUCUGCUUGGGAGUGGGCCUGGUGGCCGUUCUGGUGCUUCUCUGCAUGGUAGCGGUGGUGAUACGUCACGUCAGGAAGCAGAGGAGAAAGGAGCGGGACUCGGAGACCAUGAACAACCUCUCUAAGGUUGACUUUCAGAAGGAGAACCUCAUCUCUGCUCUAGAGUUCAAGAACACCAAUAAAAUGGUGGAUUUGGAGGUGGACUGUCCCAGGGAAAAGUCUAAUCACAAGCACAUCAACCACUACCACCUGGACUAUAAAACCUCCACGGGGUACAAGGAUGAACUGUCCCUUUUGGACAAAGAUGAAAACUGUGAAAAGACAAUAGAAGAAAAAAAGCAUUUGAGUAGAAUGUACAGUGAAAGGCCAGAGUGUAGAAUAUCAACAAUAUGUUCUUCCAGAGAUUCAAUGUACCAGUCUGUCUUUGUAUUAGCAGAGGAGAAAAACGAAUGCAUCAUUGCAACUGAGGUAUAAUAAAUGGAAGAUGUUAUUCACUGUCGACAUUGGAUUUCUUGUGGACUGUUUACAAGUGUGGAAGAGACUGGGAUUUAUUUAAAAAUGCAACUUGCUGCUCUUGAAAACUUGAUAACUGGAUGGAGCCGGCGUGCUCUUCGAAUUCAACAGAACUGAAGCUACUAAUCUUUGUGAGAAUGUAAAGACUAAAAAAAAAGACUAUAAAUAAUGAGCACAUCUGACUUGUGGAUGCGAACUCUUGUCUGCUCCGUCCAAGUUCAUCCAAGGGCAACAGGCCGAGAUGUUUGUGCCUGCGUGUUGAUUAGAGGACUAUCUCGAUGCACUCCUCUCCAGCUUAUUGCAGCAAUCAGCAAUCAACAAAUCAACUUGCUGCCAACGAGCCUGUGGAAGGAGCCAGCCUUUUCCAUUUUUUUUGUGGCCUGCAAUGCGCUAUGCAAGCAAAAAUCUGCAUUGUGCGUAAUCAGAAAGGGACAAAAACUACUGAAAACGGUUCAUUUUUGAAGGAUAUUUAGUGUUUCAAUCCUUUUUUAUAAAGAAUGUAUGCAGCCUAGAUCACAAAGCCUUAUAUAUGUGUUUAAAGCAUCGUGCCCCGCCUUAUCUUGAGUCCUUUGCACAGCAAAAUGAACAUAAAAAGAUCAAAAAAUGCAAUAUGCUACAGCGCCGUGCAGGGAAACUCACGAUAAGGCCUCGUUUUACCUUAUGCAAAGAAAUACAUGAAGUGACUAUCGUACCAAGGACGCCUUCAAAGGAAAUUACUGAACCAAUAAUGUUAUUUUGUAAGAUUAGUAGUAAUUUAAGAAUAUGAAGCACUGAUCUUUCUCUUUCUGUGUUUUAUAAGAUUAUUUUGUAUAUACUGUAUAUUUAUAUGUUGAGAUUAGAAGUAUCUGUUUUUAAGUUGAUGCCCAGAAAAAGGUGAAUUUAUUUUUAAAGUGUUGUCAGUGUUUUAAUUUGUAUUAUUUUUUUUUAUAAAAAGAAAUGAUGAACACAUAUCUGGUACACUGUUUGUUUGUUGGUCUUCAUGGUCAAAUAGAGAUCCUAAUCUAAAUGUUGGAAUCAUCUAGAAACUUUCUUUGUGUCAGCAGGUGUGGAAGUGGCUUCACUGUCUAUUAGAUACAGUCGUGUUUGGCCUGGUAGCAUUUCUAAUGAUUCCAUGUCUACAGUAUGUCCAUGGCGUCUGUGUCGGUGUGAUGUGAAAUCAAUGUGCUAGCAGUCAUUCAGUGGACAGCAAUGUAAGGAAAUACUCAAACAAAAAGACAUAUAUUUAAAAAAACAACAACAUCUGCAUGUGAAAAUAAAGAUACCUUGUGGUCUUUCGACAGUA